CCGUAGUUCCUGAACCAACUCUCUACUUGCAUGUUCGAGGAGAUAUAGCCUUCAUUGUCCACUUUCAUGCGUUAUAUUCGUCCCUUCCACGUCCGCAAUCCCUCGAAUCGGCCUCCCAACGCGUUAGCGUAGCGACAACGAGCCUUGAAUCCUACCCCGCGAAUCAGCCUUGCGAAUCUCCAAGGAUCCAUUCUACGUAUUUGGAAAGACACAAGAGAUGUUGUCUGGGUUAGAGGAGCCAGAUUGGGUUCGUUUUGGGGUGGAGAUUAUGCCUAUAUCAGCCACGAAUGCAAAAGUAAGGUCUAGGAGGCGAUCCGCCAUCCCCGAACCUGAUCAAGUCCGUGGAGAACGGUAUUACAAUGAGGGGAAAUACAAAGACGCGGAACGUCUCUUCCGACGGGUAGCGGGGACACGAAAGAAAGAGCGCGGCAGACUCCAUGAAGCAACUCUGUACACUCAGCACUGGCUAGCGUGCAGCCUUUUCGGGAAGAAGUCUUAUGAAGAAGCUGAAGAGCUAGCACGAGUGCUGGCUCAAAACAGAGAAGAUACGUUUGGCAAAGAAGAUAAGGGCGCUCGUAGAGUAAGAGCCCUCCUGGCGUACUCGCUAUUCAUGCAGGGGAAGUAUACAGAGGUAAAAUCUGGAUGGGGGAAAGUUGUUCGGCGGCACUCUAGGGUACUUGGGAAGACACAUGAAGAGACUCUCAGCGGCAAGAUCUUGCUGGGAGCGACACUUAGGGGGCUGGAGGAGUUCCAGGAAGCAGAAAUUGUUCUACGAGAGGUGAAGGAAGAAAGUGAAAACGCUUUCGGAAAGCAGAGCGUCUACGCGAAGAGGAGCAAUUUCCAGUUAGGCUUAGUGUUAUUAGAUCGAGAGCAAUGGCAAGAAGCAGAAGCGAUAUUCCGAGAACUUGCCAUCGACGUAGGGGGAGGGAGCCGGACCGGGCUUGAACUUUUCAACGGCCUUGCAAGGUCUCUCCUGGGCCAACGAAAUUACGGAGAGGCAGAGGAGAUCUUCCGAGAACUAGUGGGGUUUUGGGAUAAGUGGCACAAUGAUCGUUCUUGGUCGGACCAUAACAAACUAUGGCUAGCUGACGCACUCUGGGCGCAACGUCGGUACAAAGAAGCAAAAUCACUCUGCCGCGAAGUCCUAGAGCAGGACAUGGAAGAAACCUACCACAAUCCCUACGAUAAGGGAGAAGCGAUGGCCGAGAACAGAGCGCGGGCCGAUAAACUCCUGCAAAGAGUCCUAGAGGGGGAGAGAAUUUCAAACAUUACACUUAAGCCAUCUUCCCUUGUCGGAGGUCCGGACGCCGCCACUCAAAUUAUAGAAGGCAGAUUACGAAGUCUGUGCCUCGAAGCAGAAGAUGCGGGCACCUACACCGACGCCCAGAUACUCGAGGUAUCUUCUCUCCUGGAGCGCUUCAACAUGCACUGGAGCUCGACCCCUAGAACAUACAUCAUCCUUUGGAAACUUGGCCUGCUAAACCUUAUCGACGACGUGAUUGAUACUGGGUUCUCGGACUUCCACCUCCCCGUCACUGAAAGGGGCCUGCCGUCCUUCAUCGCCCCGAAUGAUCGGCGUAGAUUUGUGGCUACGCAAGGUCUCGUCCUGACACAGUCUAUGGACCUUGAGAAAGGCAAGAACAGCGACCAUUGCCGUUUUGAAGAGCAGACACUGGUCCCUUUUGAAAGACUAGCACUGUUGGGGAGAGGCGGCGACGGGGAAGUAGAUAAAGUGCUGAGUCGUAACACCGCGAGGGUGUAUGCUCGCAAAAUAAUCCCCCGAAGGAAGGUAUUCAGGAAGAAAAAGGAUGUGGAAGAGAUAAUCCGAUUUGAGGAAGAGAUCCGGAUAUUAAAACGUCUGAGUCACCAUCAUGUGGUGCAAUUCGUUGGCAGCUAUACGGACCCAAAGUUCCUAGGCCUCAUCAUGACGCCAGUAGCGGAAAUGGAUCUCUCAAAGUAUCUCUCAGAAGCUAAUUCAUCCAAAUACUCAGAACUCCGAACCUUCUUCGGUUGUCUCGCUCACGGCCUCGAGUACCUACACUAUCAAAACGUACGGCACAAAGACAUCAAGCCCCAGAACAUACUUGUGCACCAGGGGCGCAUUCUCUUCACGGACUUUGGACUCUCUUUCGAUUUCACCGACGCCACCGGCAGUACGACCGUAAGCAUGGUGAAUGGCAUGACACCACGGUAUUGCGCCCCCGAGGUAGCUGAAAGAGAUCCCAGGAACACAUCCUCAGAUAUUUGGAGCUUGGGCUCGGUAUUCCUUGACAUGGUGGUUGCCCUUAAGGGUCGUACGAUCCGGGCCAUGGAAGAGUACCUCCUACAGAGUGGGACUCAAUACCCUUACGUCCGCAUGAACCGUCCGGCCUUCCUGAUGUACCUUACAGACCUCAGAGGGGAUGGGGAUGUGGACGAUAAUAUCGCCACUGAAUGGAUCGAGAAGAUGCUCGAUCCAACGCCCUCCGCCCGUCCGACUGCAGCGUCGCUGGUGGGAAGUAUUGAAGACUGUCCAAAGUUCUACGGCGUAUGUUGCGCCGCUUGGGAAGACGAAGGAUCGAUUAUCGGUUGAUUGCGUGGGGUAGGGAUGCAGAAGAACAUUUGCUUGCCCCUUUCGAAACACGGAUCCCAAAGUUGGUAGGGAUAAGAUAUUAUGAUAUCCGGAAUUUUCCUUGGAUUGCGGAGACGUUGGGGUCGCGGCGGAACUAUGAGCAGUGUUUGAUAGAUUUGGGGAGCAUUUUUCAUCUAAACCCUUCUGGAUAUCCAUAUCCUGCGGAACAACCGAGAAUGAUGAUGCCAUAGGGGUCUUUCUGAUUUAUUACAACCAGACUUGGGAUGGAAGAGAGCCCGUUUUCUGUAGACUAGAGGAUAUAAUGGCCGUGCUCAUUGCGGAGGUUCCUUCGCGCGAAACGCAAUGGCAUGGAUGCGCGUAGAGACAAUGUAGCUGGAUUUCGUUCUUCCUAUUGA
This is a messenger RNA of Trematosphaeria pertusa, 2967 nucleotides long. RefSeq names its product kinase-like protein. The record is from RefSeq and is a predicted model, not a curated record. Gene Ontology annotation, molecular function: ATP binding; protein serine/threonine kinase activity; protein binding. NCBI's taxonomy places the organism in Eukaryota, Fungi, Ascomycota, Dothideomycetes, Pleosporales, Trematosphaeriaceae. The transcript has a single exon. Bases 218 to 2572 code for a protein of 784 amino acids. Gene Ontology annotation, cellular component: cytoplasm. Gene Ontology annotation, biological process: protein phosphorylation.